Molecule: messenger RNA, 1838 nt
Organism: Gaeumannomyces tritici R3-111a-1
Lineage: Eukaryota; Fungi; Ascomycota; Sordariomycetes; Magnaporthales; Magnaporthaceae
Exons: 2
Coding region: 13-1674 (553 amino acids)
Source: RefSeq, a predicted model, not a curated record
UCAUCCUUCACAAUGACUUCCCUUCGGCUAUUACAACUUCUCGUGCUCCUGGGAGUUGUUUCUUACGUUCAAGCCGCCAGCCUCUGCUUCUUCCCCAACGGCAGGCAAUCAAAAGAUGUACCAUGCGACCCGACAGCAGAGGUUAGCAUGUGCUGCGGCUCCGUGGCCGCCUGCUUAUCCAACGGCCUUUGCAAGGACGAGAGCACAACAAACAGCACUGGCGUGUCAUACGCCAGGGGGACCUGCUCCGACCCGACAUGGCAGUCCCCAUUUUGCCCCCAAAACUGCCAGCUGAACCAAGACAGCAUGCGCACCCGAUCGGCCUACGACUUCCGCGCCAACGGCGUCCAGGUCUGGGAGUGCGACGCCCAGGGCUUCGGCCAGCCCGCGCGGUACUGCUGCGAAUCGGCGGCUGAGAAGACACGAUGCUGCGCUACCUCGUCGGCCCUCUUCAGGCUGGCCUCGGCCUCGCCCGGCAACGCGCUGCCCAUCCAGACCUACCCACCACCCGUAUCGAGCUUCGCAACGACGAUGAGCGCGAACCCCGGCACGGCCGGCACGCCCAAACCGAUGGCAACCGCGGACGCGAGCCGCAGCUGCAGCAGCAUGGCGGCACCAGCACUGACGCCGGCACCAGAGGCGGCACCGCUGCCGUCAUCGUCGUCGACGGACGCCUCGGGCGCGAUGCCGACCAACGUCAAGGUCCCGGCCUCGCCCGCUAUCGGCACCAACGGCGUGAUCACGGGGCCCGGCGGCGAGCAGAUGAUGGACAUGUCGAUGCACAGGAGCAGCAUGACGGCCAUGGGGGUGGGCGCUGCCAUCGGCGGCGGCGCCCUGUCGGCCAUGCUCGUCAUGCUCGUGAUCCACUGCCUCCGCCGGCGCCGCGAGACCGCCAUGAUCGAGGCGGGCCAGGGCGGCAGCAGCUUCCGCGUCCUCUCGGGGGGAAGGAGGCCCAGCGAUAGGGGAGGCUCGGGCUUCCGCGUCCUGUCGCACGGCCGCAGCCCUAGCCAGCAGUGGCUGGUGCGUCCCAACAUGUCGGAGCUGGGCAACGGCCACAGCCGCCACAACAGCUGCAGCUCCCAUUCGAGCAUAUUACGAAACAACAGCUAUAGCUCCCAGAACAACGGCAACCACUGCCAUGAGGCCGUCGACCGCGGCUGCGGCCACGGCCCCGGCCCCGGCCCCACCUACGGCAGCGUCAGCGUCGCCGGCGGCGGCUACGGCAGCGUCGCCGCCUACAGCACGGUAGUGCCCGGCGCCGCGUUGCCCGUCAACCCGCAGCAGGCCAUCUUCGAGCGCGGCGUGCAACAGCAGCAGCAGCAGCAGCAGCAGCAGCAGCAGCAACAGCCGCGGCCGAGCUUUGCCGUCUCGGGCCACCCGUUGGUAUGGAACGGCAUCAACUACGGCGGGCGCUUCAACGAGAUGCAAACCAUGGACGAGCGCACCAUCGCGGUCAUCGACACCAUGAUCGCGGCCGGCGCGGCCACCGACGGUAGCCCCAACCUGAGCGAGAUCUCGGGCGUCUCGGGCUCGCUCGCCGACUCGCCCAUUGACGUCGGCCAGAUGCUGGUCGGCGAGCUGCCGCCGCGGAGGCCGCUGCCGCCGCUGCCCAUCGCCAUGAAGCGGAAGACGCCGCUGGCGGAGCUGCCGGACAUGCAGACGCGGCGGAACUAGUAGGGAUGACGAAAGGAGUGGGUUUGACGAAUGCCGGCAUUACUUAGAGUUCAUUUUUUUUGUGAUUCUUUUACUUUUUCCCCCCCUUUGUCAUCAGCUUAUCCGAAGCCAUAUGGAUGCAUUUUCACUAUCACGAUUCUCUUCUUCUGCCAGGCGCACACGCA